AUGUCAACCACACUCGAUGAGUAUAAGCAAUUGGCCAACAUGAGUGUAAGAGGAGCAUGCCCUCGAUGCAAUGGGUUUGGGUUUUUUCACAGCUCGUUGGACAAGCAUGACCGUCCAGCUACUCAGCGUUGCAAAAAGUGUGCAGAGUGUAGUGUAUGUGAUGGUUCGGGUGUGACUGUUGGAGUUAUUGGCUGCAGAAGGUGCAAUGGAAGAGGGUUUAGUCAUAAUCCACGAGCCAUUGUACCACACACAAUAGCUGAGCAGAUGCGUUGUUUUGACUGCGAAGAGUGUAAAGAAUGCAAAGGAGAGGGUGUGCUGGAUUCAAAACGAUUUCAAGAUAUUCGAAGAGCAUCGCUUUCUGCCAAGCAAAACUCAAUGUCAUAUCUACAAGCUAUGCCAUCAAGCAGCUCCAUAAAUUUAUUGGCAGGUGCUGGAGGAAAUAUUGCUACAAAUACUGCCGGAGGGACUCUUCUUGAUCCAUUGGCCACAGAUAAGGCUGGAAAUUUGUUGCAGCAACAAAACACUAGAGGUACCAUACUUAGUUCGCAGUCAGAUUCGCUUAAAUUUCCUCCGAUGGUGCCGGAUCUAGCACAAUUGGGUCCACUCACGACAACACAUAUGGCGAUUCAGCCAGCCACACUUCAUCCACAUAUGAUGGGAAUUUUUGGAGUACAGAUUGAUCAGACCAUAUUUGAUGCCAUGAUGGCUGCCAGUAUGACAUUAUCUGAGAGUGUUCCGUUAUCCCAAACAAAUGCAGUUGGAAAUGCAGGUAGCGGUGGAAUAAGUGGGGCGACCCGUAAGCCGAUACUAGCUGAUCAAGUCAGUACUCCGUGUCCGCGUUGUGAAGGUACCGGUUUCCGUCACGACAGUUCAGCGAGGCACGAUUCGAAAAAAAAGGCAGAAAAGUGCAAGCACUGCACUCCUUGCAAAGGCAAGUGGUGUCAGGGAACUGGCACAAUUGUCGGCAAGAAGGGAUGCGAUACUUGCGAAAUGAAAGGGUUUGUACAUGGCACAACAGAGCGAGAACAUGAUGUGCCGGCUCAUCUACGAUGUUUUUUUUGCAAGGAUUGCCGAGUAUGUCGUGGACUGGGUAUAGUCAAGAUUGGAUCUGUGGGUAGACCAGUGAGCAAUGCACAACAACCACGGAUGAUGCUUCGACAACCAGAAGAUCGGUUAGCGUGA
Batrachochytrium dendrobatidis JAM81 is the source of this 1182-nucleotide messenger RNA. RefSeq lists its product as uncharacterized. The transcript has 6 exons. Lineage: Eukaryota; Fungi; Chytridiomycota; Chytridiomycetes; Rhizophydiales. The coding region runs from base 1 to 1182 and encodes 393 amino acids. The record is from RefSeq and is a predicted model, not a curated record.